GCACAACCAACACAUCGUACCUUCCAUUGUUGCCUCGGUUAUAGGUGGCCCCGCGUCUGCCGACUCACCACAACUUCACAUUUCUCAAACCUGCCUCCGUUCCGGUUUGCCCCCAUAAUACAUCGCUUUCGAUUUUCCAACAUGGCGUGGCAGUCCUACUUGCCAGACGACCGCGUCAAAUGGACCUCAGGCUGGGAAUCGCACCCCAUCUGGCCGCAUGAACCAGACGUCUCGGUCAUCAAGAACUUGAUCUGGUCCAAGUAUGCGCAGCCGACUUUCGCAAACUCUCUCAAAGAGCAGAUCGAGGUUGAGUUUCUCGCCGACGGGGCGCAUCACAAUGUUUACAACGUCAGCCAUCCUGCCUGGUCGGCACCCCUCGUUUUUCGGGUCGCCGUUCCGGUCGACCCGACCCUCAAGAUGGAAAGCGAGAUGGCCUCACUUCGUUUCCUUAGCGAGUGCACCACAGUCCCUGUCCCGAAGUGCGUGGCCUGGGGCCUUGCUGCCGAUACCGAGCUAGGCUACGACUGGUGCCUCAUGGAGAAGCUCCCGGGUGUUGAGCUGAGAAGCGUCUGGCGGAAGAUGCCCUGGGAAAAGAAGCUGGAGUUUGCCGAUAAGCUCGCCGGCGCUCUGUCGCAGCUAUGGAAACCCGAUAACAUGUUCGAUCAAAUCGGUUCCAUCUACGUCCUUGAACAGGCCACCGGCAGCCCCACAGCCGCCGAUGACACGACGGCCGGGGACAUGGCUAGCACCUGCUACGUCGUCGGACCGGCCGUGGACAAUUGCUUCUUUGCAGGCCGGCGCCGCUAUCUGCAGUCCCAUCGCGGGCCUUUCCCAUCGUGCCGUGACUGGAUCCAUAACCUCAUCGUGUUCGAAAGAGAAGUCAUCACGACAACCAAAACUCUGCUAGACCACAAGGAAGAUAUGACGGCUGCGCACCUGGCUAUGGAUUGGGAAAGUCUGGUGGAAGACGAGCUGGAGAUCGAGGGCGAGGACGAGUUCCUCCAAGAAUACGACGAAGCGAUCGACACGGUGCAAGCUUACCGCAACCUGCUCCCUGAGCUCUUCCCCGACGAUCCGUCCGCGACGGGACAGCCCCGGUUCUCCCUCUUCCACCCAGACCUCCGAGACGCCAACAUUUUUGUCGACCCGGACACGUUCGAGAUGACGGGUAUUCUCGACUGGGAGUCGGCCAUGACCAUGCCCGACUGGUACGUCCGGGACUACCCACUGCUUUUCCAGGCGUCGGAACCCUUCGACGAGAGAAUACCUCGGAUCCCCGACACGUACGACGAGGAAGACGAGCGGUACAACGGUGCGUUGGUGUCCACCCGCGACCGGUGGGAGCUGCGCCUCCUCCGGCGCCGCUACGAUGAGGCGCUCGAGAAGCUGGGAUGGAAAGACUGGAGGGUGCGUUCGCAUAUGGUGGCGGCGCAGAACGUCUUCUUAGAAGGGUUAUCAGUCCUCAGCAGCGAUCUGGACAGCGCGAAGAGACGGUUUAGAUGGGUCCAAGAGGGCUUAGACGAGGAAAAGCAGGAACUGAAGGCCGGCGAGAAUCAAACCGAAUAGAAUUCUCAGAAUAUUUCCGGGAUACACGCCAACGGGCCUCGGUAUGCAAGGAGACUUUCGCAGUGCGGGCGAAUUGUGGCCCGGGUGUUGCUCACUGUCUAACGGGACGUUAACAGCUUGGCUAACUCUUCUUCAGCACUGUACACCUCGGACCUUCUCGACAUUCCGAUGGAGCGCUGCAAGGAAACCGGGGCGCGUGUUCA
This is a messenger RNA of Chaetomium fimeti, 1769 nucleotides long. Its product is annotated as phosphotransferase enzyme family-domain-containing protein. Bases 142 to 1566 code for a protein of 474 amino acids. The transcript has a single exon. The record is from RefSeq and is a predicted model, not a curated record. NCBI's taxonomy places the organism in Eukaryota, Fungi, Ascomycota, Sordariomycetes, Sordariales, Chaetomiaceae.